This is a messenger RNA of Podarcis muralis (Common wall lizard), 3329 nucleotides long. NCBI's taxonomy places the organism in Eukaryota, Metazoa, Chordata, Lepidosauria, Squamata, Lacertidae. The record is from RefSeq and is a predicted model, not a curated record.
GGCGGAGCAGAUUGGGACAAGGGCCGCGACGUCCCAAAGGACCGUUGCACCUUACGCCAAGCGAGCCCGUUUCUGUCAAAGCAGGGGGCGACAAUCCGGUGGCUUCGCGUUGACUGUUUCUCGGAAAGCGUCGAAGGCAACCUCCUCCCCCCCCCCAUGUGUCAGUCACCUUUUUUAAACACAACAACACCUCUCUUCUCUUCUCUCCCUAGCCGCAAGGGGAACGGCCAGCGAUUCGGGGAUCGAAAGCUAAAACCAGAUUUCUCCGUCGCUGAGGAUUCCCCGAUCUCUUGGGGUUUGCCCUGGCCGGGUCUCCUGCACAGUCUGGUGCGCGCUUCACUCCGUCCUGCUUGGACAAGAGGGCUCCGAGUGCGGUUCCGGCUGUCCAUCCAUCCUUCCUUCCGCCUUCCCUGCUUCGCCUCCCCGGCAGCCCUCCAGGGAAGAAAGGAUUGGAACGCUUCCAUCUCCUGUAUCUUUUCACUCACACCCACAAAAACCUCCAUGGCAACGGGGCUCUUCCCGCAGGACACCCUGCGCUCUCUCCCCCUCUCCGCCCUCCGGCUGCAGCCGGAGCCAGAAAAAAAUCAGCAACGGAGGCCGAGGAGGAAGGACUCUCGCUCAGCUGCUCUCCCGGAGUCGCUUGGAAUUGGGCUGCGCCGCUAUUCGAAGCAAUCCCCGCCGCUGCUUCCCCAAGAUGCUCAUCUUCAGCUUCUUGGUGGGGGAUGGAACUGUGAGGCUUUCCUGCGACUGGAUAGGGGGCAGGCAAGAGAAUGGCAGCCAGGGCCUGGGAUCUCCUUAAAAAAGCCCCCCCCCCGCACAGAAUCCAAAGAUGGACUUUUUGGGUUCUUUGCAAACUGGGCCUCCAGAUGUGGUUGAAUUCUGGAGCUCCCAUGGAUCCUGCCCACUGACGUGACUGGCAGGGGCUGAUGAAGGUUGGAGUCCAAAGACAUCCGCAUGGCCACAGCACCCUGACUGUUGCUCUAAAAUUCACUGGCUAGGAAUAGAGGAAGGUGCCAGACCAUUGCUCCGUCUAGCUCAGGGUUUUCUACUGGCAGCAGCUGUCUAGGAUUUUAGGCAGGGGACAGCUUUACCUGGACAUGCUAGUGAUUGGAGGUGGGGAGCUUGUGCAUGUAAAGAACAGCAAAACCAGAAGUUGGCCCUCGGGGAACUUGACAAAUCCGUGGUCUCCAGCUUGUAUUGAACCAACUUCAUUUGGUGUGAAGUUUGUGAAAUCUAAUUCUCCCCUCUUCCCACCACAGUUUCAGCAAAUUGCAACUUUAGCUUGCUUAUUCACUUUCUAUAAAUGAAGCUUGAUUUCAGCAGAGUUUAACCCAACACAAACAAUAGUGAUUGUAAUUUCAGGUUUCCACGCUAUUGACUGCGUGGAAGAGAAAAUACCUUCUAUUGAACAUGGUCUUGAAAGGAACUGUGUUAUUUGUCUCUCCCCCCCCCCAUUUCUUCCAUUCUUCUUCUUUUGGUUGGGUGGUUGUGUGGUUAAAUCAACCCUACAAUUUCCCCUGGAGAUGUUGUGUGUAGAAUGUAAUAUUAUGAUUUUAUGUUGCCCUGAUACCGCCAUCAAAGAUGGGUGGGCUGUUUAUCCCUAAUACUUGUGUUAAAGUCCUUGCCAAAGAAGCCAAGGCCUAGUUUUACACACACACACACACACACACACACACACACACACACACACACUUCGCCUUCAAUCAUAAUAAUUCCAUCUGAUCCAUGUGGUGGCUGCCAUCCAGAUAUUUAAUAACUGGAAGAGGAGUUAAGAGAACAGGUGAAAAACCCAUUCACAACUCCACCAAAGGAAGGGAUGGUUCUUAUGUUCUUUGGCUUCUCUAAAGGGGCAUAUUUUGUAUGUAUACAGUCAAUUCAGGUCUCAUGACAUGCAUUAUACCCAUGAAGGAACAACAGCACAGCAAGCAAUUAUGGAAUGGAAGUUUUAUACAUAUAUAAAAAACAGCAACACUAUAUGACAUAAACAAGAAAAAGUAAAUACUUCCUUCUGGCCACCCUGCGAGACAGAGGCAACUCCAGGGCAAAACAAAAAAGCACAAGAACCUACCUCCAAAACCAAGGCAACCAAGAAGCAAAUUAGAUUUGCUAUGGACUGAGCUCUGUCUCAUAUAUUAUUAUCUCCCCCAACAGAAACAAAGUUAUGUUUCACAUUAAAGGCUUGAUCCUAAACCUAUUGACUUGGAAUCAAGCCCUAUUGAUUUCAACUGGCUUUAUGUCCAAAUUUUAAGAAAGGCAUGAAGAGUUGUACUGUUCCCAUGUCUUUACCGUAUCUCUAUGAACACUACCAGCCAUUGCUCCUUUUGGAUUUCCUGCCUGCCAUGAAACAGCUAAAGCUCUAUAAACCAGAAGUGGGGAACCUGUGGCCAAACAGAAAUUGCUCCCAUUGGCAGCAUGGCCAAUGGCAAUAGAUAAUGGGAGAUAGAAUCCAACAACAUCUGGGCGGUCACAGAUUCCCCAGCCCUGAUCAUAAGAGAGUGGCACAAGCUGCCAAACUGGCUUGUGUCAGAGGUUCUGUGAUGUCAUCAAAGAAAUGGUUCAAUAGGAAAAUAGGUGAACCAAUCCACAUUCCUCGGGGACUACGUGAAACCAAGACAACCCUGGAUGCCACAAAGCAGGGAAGACAGAAUUUGAUUUUGGGAAAGUGAUGUGAUUAUGCUACUCUGUAACACCAUGUAUGUUGAUGCUGCAUUAAAAAAAAUAAUUAUGCAUGAGAAGCCUAACACACAUUUUUAUAUGUAAUUCCAUUAUCUUAAGAAGUAGCUACGUGGUUGUAGUUAUAAAUGGAUAUGCUGCAGGAAUGUUAUACAAUGAUGCCUUGUACAAUCAACUAAAUGUAAUGCUUCUAUGAGAUUCUUUGAAGGGUGUGAUGGAGUAACUACUAUCACUUGCAUAAUUUAACAGUGAUUACACAUAGCUCAACCUGACAAUCCACAUAUCCUAAUCUGGCAGUGCAUAAAAAUGGAAUAUUUAUUAUUCUAGACCAAGUUGGCAAGCCUAAGUGUAUUUUCUAGUGUAAGUUCAACUGAAAACAAUGCGACUUAUUGCUAAGUAAAUUCACAUGAUAUUGUGCCACAAACUGUAAUGUAAACAUACUUAACUGGGAACCUAACCCUAUUGAGUUUAAAGGGAAUUACUAUUAUUUUUAGUAUAGGCUUGCAUCAUAAGGUGGCAAAUCUUGCAUUAUCUUGUGCCGACAUCGUCAAUAAACCUCAUAUUUAGAAUCUCAGAAUACUGGACACAAUGGUUCCAUGGCCUAUUACAGCCUAUUAAUCUUGUGGGUACCAGACACAGAGCCUUAUCUGUGGUGG